Messenger RNA from Aspergillus fijiensis CBS 313.89, 1026 nucleotides. Its product is annotated as kinase domain protein. NCBI's taxonomy places the organism in Eukaryota, Fungi, Ascomycota, Eurotiomycetes, Eurotiales, Aspergillaceae. The coding region runs from base 1 to 1026 and encodes 341 amino acids. The record is from RefSeq and is a predicted model, not a curated record. The transcript is spliced from 7 exons. Gene Ontology annotation, biological process: spliceosomal complex assembly; regulation of mRNA processing; protein phosphorylation. Gene Ontology annotation, molecular function: ATP binding; protein kinase activity.
AUGGCCAAUCUCAUGAAAUGGGCCAUGAAAACACUUCGGAGGGCACCCUCUCCACCUAUUUGUUUCCCCACUGGCGGCUUCGAAACCGUUCGUCCCUCGGAGGUGCUUGAAGAACUGUUCGUAAAGCUCAAACAAGAAAAACACUACCCUACUAAUAUUGGCGAUGUGCUUCAUGCCAAAUAUCAGAUCAUUGGUAGACUUGGAUUCGGAACUACUUCAACCGUAUGGCUUGCUCGUGACCUGAGCCAUCAAUAUGUGACGCUCAAAAUCUACACACCACUGGAUAUCUUCACAAUUCCACGUUCAGGCGGUGACCAUCCAUGUCUCGUUCAGAAGCCGAUGUGGGAAAAUCUGCUUAAAGCCGGUCUUUUGCAGAUCUUCCAGGCACUGGACUACCUGCACACGGAAUGCAAGCUUGUCCACACUGACAUAAAAAGCGACAACAUUCUUCAAGAGAUAGAGGACAAGUCUAUUCUGCAAAGCUUUACCCAAGCCGAGUUGACAAACCCUUCACCUCGCAAGAUCGUCAACGGUCUUCCCGUCUAUGCUUCACGACGUUUCUGUUUGCCGAAGGUGUUCGGCCGGGCAGUGCUGAGUGAUUUCGGCUCAGCCGUACGAGGAGAUGAGAAGCGGAAUCACGAUGCACAGCCUAAUGUUUAUAGAUCUCCGGAAGUGAUGCUCAAGACUGAUUGGAGUUAUCCGGUGUGGGAUUUGUUUGAGGGGAGACAUCUGUUUUGCGGAGAUGACCCUGACGGCAAGGGAUACUCGACGCGGGCGCAUCUUCCAGAGGUCAUGGGUCUUCUGGGGCCGCCUCCUUUGGAUAUGCUCAAACGUGGGAAACGAAGCCAUGAAUUCUUCCUUGACGAUGUGAUUCCGACGGGUGUCAGUUUGGAGCAGUCGGAAGAGUUCCUUGAGGGAAAGAAUAAAGAGAUAUUCUUGGAUUUCAUGAGAGGGAUGCUCCAGUGGUGGCCUGAGGAUAGGAAGACAGCGAAGGAACUACUCCAGGAUCCGUGGUUAAAUGAUUAG